AAUUGUUGCCGCCUGGAGUGUGGAGUAAAAUUGUGUUUGUUAUGUGUUAUUGCCUUUAAACAUUACUUCAGUUUGAAUAUCUUAUAGACAAAGAGAUAUACUGUUAUGGGCACAUAUCACCCCUUCUGAUUUAUCCGGACACCACUUGGUAGCCGACAAUCAUCAACUGAACCAACCAACAAAAUGAUGGAACAUGUUCGUGAAUUGAGGAUUGUGAUGGUGGGCAAAACUGGGUCUGGAAAGAGUGCUUCAGCCAACACCAUCCUUGGGCAGGAAACCUUCAAAGUGGAGCUGUCACCACAGUCUGUGACUGAAACCUGCGCACAAGAGUCUGGAAAAGUGUCCGGCAUAAGAGUGAAAGUGGUGGACACACCAGGACUCUUUGGCACAGACACGGUGUCCGAUGUGGUGAAAAGGCAAAUAGAGAAAUGUGUCGAUAUGACCUCUCCUGGGCCUCACGCCUUCCUGCUGGUGAUCAGACUGGGGGUUAGGUUCACCGAUGAGGGAAAGAAUGCAGUAAUGUGGAUCAAAGAAAACUUUGGGGCCAGAGCUUUGAAGUACACUAUAGUCUUGUUUACCUAUGGAGAUAUACUAAAGGGAAAAUCGAUAGAUCCUUUCCUCAGUAAAAGUCCCAAUAUUCAGUCCCUCCUUAAUUCUUGUGAGAAAAGAUACCACACGUUUAACAAUAAAGAGAAAAAUGACGAGAGUCAGGUUACUUCUCUUCUGGAGAAGAUCCAGGCCAUGGUGAAGGAGAACAGGGGAGAAUAUUACACCAACAAGAUGUAUCAGGAUGCUCAAGAGAAGCUUAGAGAGGAGGUCAGCGAGGAGAGAGAGAAAAGACAAGAAGCAGAGAGGAAGAGAGACGAGGCAGAGAAAAAAGCCAAGGAGGAGAGGAAACAGGCUAAAAAGGAAAGAGAAAAUGCAGAAUGUCAAAAGAAAGAGAAAAUUUGCAUCAAAAGGAAGGCAGAGGAGGAGAUUAGUGAUGUGAAAAAGAAGCUGAAGGGGGAAGUGUCUGAGCUGAAAACUGCCUCUAAGUGGGGUGGGUUAGCAGGACUCUGUUUACUCACAGGAGGGCUGGUAAUAGGAGCUGCUGGGGCAGCUGUGGCGGCAGGGGCAGCUGUGGCCGGUGCUGGGGCAGCAACACUGGCAGGAGCAGCCAUGUUGGGGGUGAAAGCUGGAGCGGUGGACAGAGACAUGACCGAGACUGCUAUGAAAACAGAGAUGUGGAAGGAGAACAAGUAGUGUCAAAGUGUUUUGUCAUAACUGUCUCCAGAUGUAUACGUAUAUGUAAGGGAUAACGGCCGCCGAGGUGUCCUGUUAUAUGGAAUUAAUGGACGAGGGCGUGGGGCAAAAAACUCCCCGACACACAGCCCGAGUCCAUUAAUUCUGUAUAACAGGACACACCUCGAAGGCCGUUAUCCCGCUUAUUACCCGGUUGCCACUGUAAAGCCAUGCCUUUAUAGCAGCGAUAUAACAGCGAUAGCGUGGACAGUCAACUUGUUUACAGUUGAUUCCAUUGUUGCAAAGCCUGCCUCCAGGCUCAACCAUCGUCCUACUCUGGUUG
This is a messenger RNA of Alosa alosa (allis shad), 1564 nucleotides long. RefSeq names its product GTPase IMAP family member 9-like. Lineage: Eukaryota; Metazoa; Chordata; Actinopteri; Clupeiformes; Clupeidae. The transcript has 3 exons. The record is from RefSeq and is a predicted model, not a curated record. Bases 184 to 1242 code for a protein of 352 amino acids. Gene Ontology annotation, molecular function: GTP binding.